Messenger RNA from Sipha flava (yellow sugarcane aphid), 2819 nucleotides. Its product is annotated as H(+)/Cl(-) exchange transporter 7-like. NCBI's taxonomy places the organism in Eukaryota, Metazoa, Arthropoda, Insecta, Hemiptera, Aphididae. Gene Ontology annotation, biological process: chloride transport; transmembrane transport. Gene Ontology annotation, cellular component: intracellular membrane-bounded organelle; lysosomal membrane. The coding region runs from base 272 to 2644 and encodes 790 amino acids. Gene Ontology annotation, molecular function: voltage-gated chloride channel activity. The record is from RefSeq and is a predicted model, not a curated record. The transcript is spliced from 17 exons.
UUAAAUUUUCUUAGAGCUACAAUGAAAACGUAUUAAAAAAACAAUAAUUAAAUACACCUUAAUUACGAAACGUAAAAUGUCAGUUAAAAAAAAAAAAAAACAGGUGUAUUGGUAGUUGCUGUAUGGUAAAUUUAAUUUUAGUGCCAAUAGCAACAGUCUGCGUAUGCAGUGCGGCCGAUGAAUACUUAAGUGAUGCGAAAAUGCAAAUGUUAGUGUCUUAACGAUUUGCGAUUAUAUGUAAUAUUAACAAUUAACUAUUCUUAAAAAAAAAAUGAGUAAAACAAUCAAAAAUUAUGGAUUUCCAACGCACGUCAUAAAUUACCAUCAUUGGUGCAAGUCAAAAUUCAUAAAUGGAGUUCCAUGUAUGAUUCAUAAUCAUGAGGAUUCUUGUCGAUCUUCACCUAAUAAUGCUUUAGAAUUGAACUCAAAACAAAGAUCUCAUUCUAUAAAUUUUGUAUCGUCUGAUUACGAAAGUUUAGAUUAUGAUCAUUACGAAAGUGAACUUACUGUCAGAGAAGAAAAGUUAAACGGUUAUAGAACAGUAGUGGCAAGUAAUGUUAUUAGAUGGCUUAUUUAUUUUUCCAUUGCCAUAUGUACUGCAGCAGUUGGAAUUUUUAUUGAUACUGCUAUUGAAUAUUUUUAUGAUUGGAAAUAUCAGUCUAUUCGAAAUUGUAUUGAUGUUAAACAUUCUAUGAUAGAAUGUCUGAUAAUUUGGCUUCUUUUCACUGUCCUUCCUACAAUUAUUGGAUGUUCUGUUGUUCUAUUUAUGGAGCCUUCUGCCGCUGGGAGUGGUAUUCCAUUUGUAAUAUCUUAUUUAAAUGGAGUUCGUAUACCAAGAAUGACAGCAGUUCGAUGUUUAUUUGUAAAAGUUGUAAGCGUAGUAUGCGUCUGUAUUGCUGGUCUUGGCGGAGGAAAGGAAGGACCAUUAAUUCAUAUUGGAGCGAUGGUUGGUGGUUCAGUAGUAGAGGCAUGGUGGAGAAGUUUCAGGAAUAGUCCUGGUCAAAAAUCCAUCGGGCCAUUGCAAAAUGAUCGAGAAAGGAGAGACAUGAUGGCAGCCGGUGCUGCUGCAGGAUUGUCAGCUGCUUUUGGUGCUCCUGUAGGAGGAACAUUAAUGAGUCUUGAAGAAGGAACUAGUUUUUGGAGUUCAAGUCUCAUGUGGAAAGUAUUUUUUUGUGCAGCAAUAGCUUUCCCAACAUUUAAUGCUGGUAAAAACAUACAGUUUACCAAAAGCACAAAUGAUUCAGAUUCUGUUGACAGUAAAAGUAUAUAUUUUUUUGGAAAGUUCAAUGAAACUGCAUAUUAUUUUUCUUAUUCAGAAUUUCCUGUUUUAAUAUUAUUUGGUAUAUUUGGUGGUGUUCUUGGAGCUUUAUUUGUUAACCUAAAUUAUCGUCUGUCCAUUUUAAGAAUGAAAUACAUUGUGUCAAAUAGAAAAAAACUUCUUGAAUCUGUAUUCGUCGCCACAUUUGUUACAACCAGCAGUUUAAUAUCUAUGGUUUUGUUUGAAAAUUGUCAACCUAAAAUAAAGAUUAACUCGUCCAAUGUUAUCCAAAUGAACUGUCCAGCAGGGAGUUAUAACGAAAUUAGCUCAUUUUGGCUUCAUACUCAAGAGGAAAGCAUUAGAUCUUUAUUCCACUACCCAAUUGAUGCAAUUUCAAUUACCUCAUUAAUAGUGUUUUGCGUUAUUUACUUCAUAUUAACUGAACUAACUAUUGGUCUUAACAUGUCAGCUGGAUUGUUUUUACCUUCGCUAUUGAUUGGAGCUGCGUGGGGACGUAUUGUUAGCAUUAUUAUUCAUUAUUAUUCUCCAGAUUUUAUUAUAAAUGAUCCAGGAAAAUAUGCAUUACUUGGUGCUGCAGCACAAUUAGGUGGAAUCGUCAGAGCUACAAUUAGUCUAACUGUUGUUUUCAUUGAAGCUACGGGAAAUGUACAGUUCUUAUUACCAUUAAUGAUUACUUUAUUCACAGCUAAAUGGACCGGUGAUUUUUUUACAGAUGGUAUAUAUGAAAUGCAGAUCAAACUUUCUGGUGUUCCUUUAUUAGUAAGCGAACCGCCACCUUUAACAAGUGAUAUAACAACAGAAGAUUUCAUGAGCGAUACAGUUUGUGCUAUACCUCAUAUACUUAUGGUUGGAAAAUUAGUAGACAUAUUGAACACAACUAAACAUAACGGGUUUCCUGUUGUAGCAUCAAAAGUUUGCUUUUGUCGAACAAAGGCAAAGGAACACAAAUGCUACGGGUUACUUAAAGGAUUUAUUCUACGGUCUCAGUUAAACGUCAUUCUUGAGCACAAUUUAUAUCUAACUCCUUUGCAUGAUGAAAAUUAUUGCACAAAAUUAAAGCUUAUCAGAAACUCAAUGUACACUUGUGAAGACAUCAAAUUAUAUCAGAGAUUAAAUAUUGACGAAGAUGAAAGAAGUAUUCUUAUCGACCUAAGACCAUACAUGAAUCCAUCACCUUAUAUUGUUCGCUUAGAAACAAGUUUAACAAGAACUUUUAGAUUGUUUCGUACAUUAGGACUGCGACAUAUUGUUGUCAUCAAUAACACCAACGAGGUAGUUGGAAUCAUAACUCGAAUGGAUCUAGCAAAAUUUCGUCUGUGGAGAAAAGCUACUACAAUGGGAUUGAAAGAAGUCAAUGUUUAUUAAGACUAAGUAAUAAGUUGAUUUAAUAUGUAAUUCUUAAUUUUAUAUACUUAAUUAUGUUUAAUAUUUUUGUGUCACUAAAAUUUAAAUUCACUCUCACAUUUAAAAUACAAUAAUAGUCUCACAUUUUUAGAACGUCUUAAAAUGCGAACCAUAUACCUCUUAGUUAUUUAUUACA